UUGAUUUUAGAAGUUUUGAAAUUCUCUUUAGAUUUAAAGAAACAUUUAUAAUCUUAAACGCUUCCAGUGUCGUUUGUGUGAAUAAUAUAUUCAGGAAGACAUGUUCCACAGACCAAUAUUACUAUAAGUGUAUCAGUUCAGUGAAGAAUUAUGUGAUCUUUAUACAUUAAUAAACAUGUUGAACGGGGCCGACAAAGGACCUUCUCUUCAAGCGUCACCUGUAAAGGUAUCUCCUUCACCUGUGAGAGCUUCAUCUAGUCCUGUACGGGCACCAUCUUCUCCAUUGAAAUCCUCGCUAUCUCCGGCUGGAAAACCCAGGUCACCUCGACGCUGCCAGUUUGCAGCUCCUGUAGAAGAUGGGAAAGAUAAGUGUGGAACAUCAUGGUUAUGCCGCAGAGGCGCAGGAGCUGAAGCCACUGAUGAUUCGGGAUCAGAGUCACCGGGGCCAAGUGCGCCGCUUCCACAAGGCUGUGAAGAUUCUGCACCACCACCAAAAAACUGCUUUAGAUUAGUCAUGCUAGGAUCGGCCCGGGUAGGAAAGACGUCGUUGGUCUCAAGAUUUCUUGGUACGAAAUUCGAAGAUAGUUACACACCAACCAUAGAAGAUUUUCAUAGGAAGCUCUACCGAAUACGAGGCGAAGUUUACCAGCUGGAUCUUCUAGAUACUUCUGGGAAUCACCCCUUUCCUGCUAUGCGAAGGUUGUCUUUUCUCACUGGUGAUUUAUUUGUCUUGGUAUUCGCAAUGGACUGUCGGGAGUCUUUCGAGGAGGUGAUUCGCCUUCGGGAGCAGAUCUUAGACACUAAGGCUAGUGCAAGUGGCAGUAGUCGUGGUAAAAAACAGACACCCCGAGUACCUAUGGCUAUAGCUGGCAACAAAUGUGACAGAGAGCUAAAGACUGUACAAGCGGAGGAAGCUGUCUCAUACUGUGCUACUCAGGACACCUCCUGUGUUUUCGUUGAAACUUCCGCUAAAAAGAACUUCCACGUUGACGAUCUUUUCUAUGAACUGUUUGUUGUAGCGAAUUUACCUUUAGAAAUGGCCCCAAACCAUCAUAAGCGAGUCAGCACCGCGUUUGGUAGCCCAUGUACCUUGCCGCCGACGAGUAGUCAGAGCAGUAGAAGUAAGAAGUGCACUUUGUCUAUAAAGAGAAGAUUGUCGGACGCAUGCGGUGUGGUCGCUCCCAAUGUACGACGACCAAGCAUUCGCACAGAUCUCAUGAUAAUGAGAACCAAAACUUGUGCCAAAGGUGAUGGAGAUAGCGUGACUGGAAGUCCGAAGCUCAAUUUGAAUAGACUAGUACGAUCAAAUGCGCAAAACGACAAACGGUCAUGUACAAUCCAGUGAUAUUAAUAGCAGUUAGUACAAAUAUUUAGGCUUAUAUUUAGACAGGUGCUAAAAAUAGUAAAUAAGAUUGGUCCGGUAUAUCCCGAGAAUAACUAUUUCUUCAAAAAAUCUAUCGACUAGCCAGAUGACCAAUUUGAUCAGCACUGUCUUCAACAAAUUAUUAUCUUAAAAGGAUCUAAUUGUAAAUUGCUAUAACAAAACAAUUUGUUACAACGGAGUGAUGCUUUGUUUGAUGUGAAAUGCAGCGUGUGUUAACAAAAUGUAUGAUAACACUUAAAGCUUAUUCGUUGUUUAUUCAUUGGAUCUGUGUAUCUUAAUGAUAAGAGUUAAUUGCUUUCAUGUCCUAUAUUAUAUCUUUUUCGAAGUCAUUUGUGUAUUCCUCAAUUUCUUUGUACAUUCAUUUUGUCAAUGAAAUGUUGAAAAGGGACCAAAAUCGUUCUUUUUAAUGGCAAAUAUUCAAAAUUUAUCGCAAUGAAAUAAUAUUAGUUUUUAAUAGUUAUUGUUAUAAUGUUGCUUUUGUGUUGAUGAAUGUGUAUUAUAUAGAGAGUUUCCACAACUUAUCAUUGUAUCAUGUUAUUUAUAUCAUAUUGUAUUUAUUCAACCUUUUGUGAUCU
Molecule: messenger RNA, 1959 nt
Organism: Danaus plexippus (monarch butterfly)
Lineage: Eukaryota; Metazoa; Arthropoda; Insecta; Lepidoptera; Nymphalidae
Product: GTP-binding protein Rhes
Exons: 4
Coding region: 176-1345 (389 amino acids)
Molecular function (GO): GTP binding; GTPase activity
Source: RefSeq, a predicted model, not a curated record